Messenger RNA from Rotaria sp. Silwood1, 1947 nucleotides. NCBI's taxonomy places the organism in Eukaryota, Metazoa, Rotifera, Eurotatoria, Philodinida, Philodinidae. The record is from the annotation of a GenBank genome assembly.
AUGGAAUCAAAAAAAAUGCCAUUUGCCUAUUCAUUUAAUGUUGAAACACCAAGUCAACUUAUUGAUAUAAUGACUGAUCAAGAAGUGUAUUUACCAAUGGAUAUUGGUCUCAAUCAAAUGGCAAAUAUACGUUUUAUAAUUUUAACACGUCGUUUACAUCAAAUACCAUUUGAUAUAAUAAAAAUUGAUGAUUAUUGGUUUAUAGAAAAAGUUUUUUAUUAUGAUUUAAAGAAUUAUUUGAAACAAGGAGAUCGUAUUCUUAUCAUAAAUAAAACAAUGAUUUCUAAUCAAUUACAAGAAAUAGAUAUUUUUAAAUUAAUACUUCAUUCAUCAAUUCCAUUUAUUAUAUGGGUUACUUGGGAUGCAGAUACAUUUUUAAAAUAUCAAACUAUAUUUCGACAAUAUGAAAAUAAACAUGCUUAUAUCAAUGCAAAAGCUUAUUUACUUCAAACAUAUCAUUAUAAUGAUAUUAGUUUAUACGAUCAUCUUGCAUUUAUUAUUGCUAAUACUAUUCAAAAUCCACAAAAUAAUAUAGAUAAUUUUUUUGAAAAACUAAAUCAAUAUGUACAAUAUCCAAUUUUACAAUCAAAUUUACGUCCAACAGAGGAUAAUACUAAAUUAACAAUGGUGAAAAUACAUGCUCAAUUACUUGAAGGAAAACAACGUGAUUUACUUAAAUCUAAAGAUUAUAUGAUUAAAGCUGUUCCUGAUCUAAUAGAAAUGGUUUAUUAUUGUUCAAGUGCUGGUUAUGGUAUUCAUACAACAGAAAUUAUAUUAAUUUGGUCAGCUAUGAAACGUUUAAAUAAUGAAAUUAAUUGUACUGAAAUGAAAUUUUGGGGAAAAAUAUUUGGACUUUAUUGUGAUUAUUAUAUUAUUCAAGUUCAACAUGAAAAAGAAAUUCCAUUUGAUGAAAUUGAUAUUUGUAAUCAAUCAAGAAAUCGAAAAUAUUUCUCAAUAUCUAAACAUUUAAAUCAAGAACAAGAGAAAUUAUCAUUUGAAAUUCCAAGUGAACCACAUGGAAUUGGUACAAAUCAAUAUACAUAUUUUGUAACGAAUUCACCUGGACUUCCAUGGAUAAAAUUACCUGAUGUUAAACCAAUUAUGAUUGAAUAUGCAAGAAAAAUUCGAUGUUUAUUUACUGGUUGUCUUUUAUCGAAAGUUAAUGGAUUUCCACCAUAUCCUGGUUUAGAAAAAGAUUAUUUACGAGCACAAAUUGCACGUAUUACAGCAACAACACAUAUAUCACCAGCUGGAUAUUAUAUUCUAACAGAUAAUAGAGAAGAAGAAGAAAUAAGUUUUAAUAAUGAACGAAAAGAUCCAAAUAUUAUACUCAAUUCUGAAUAUAAUAAUGAUUCAACACAUUUAAUUACAGUUGAAUUCUUAGCUGAUAUAAAUUUACAAGAAUGGGUACAUACUCUACCGGAAAUAUUAUUACAAGGACGUACUCAUUUUUGGCGUCCACCUUCUACAAAAACAACAAAUUUAAGUGUAGCAGAUGAAGAAGAAGACGAAGAAACAUUAGAUAGAAAUAGUAUUGAAAUACCUGCACCACUUUUACAACCUAUUGGAGAUGAUAAACUCUUAGAUACUAAUCAAACUCCAUGGUCAAUUGGUUUAACAAUGUCUAUAAUGCAUGAAUAUAGUUUAUGUUUUGUACGAUCAAAUAUUUGGCCUGGUGCUUUUACUCUUGGUAAUGCUGGAAAUUAUUUUAAUUUAUAUGUUGGUUGGGGACAAAAAUAUGAACAAUUUAAUCCGUCUCAACCAUCUCUACCUGAAAAUGAAUUGAAAAAACAAUUCAUAGAACAAAAUGAUCCAACUGUAGAAUUUGAAAAAGCAAUGGAAGAAGCUCAACGUGAAACUGCUUUAGAUUUAACGUCUGAAGAAUUUACUAAUGAAGAAGAAGAUGAUGAUAAUGAUGAAGAAAUAUUUACUGAUGAAGACUAUUAA